Torulaspora delbrueckii is the source of this 714-nucleotide messenger RNA. It is a transcript of the gene YUH1, whose product is annotated as ubiquitin-specific protease YUH1. Gene Ontology annotation, molecular function: cysteine-type deubiquitinase activity. The record is from RefSeq and is a predicted model, not a curated record. Gene Ontology annotation, cellular component: cytoplasm. The coding region runs from base 1 to 714 and encodes 237 amino acids. The transcript has a single exon. Lineage: Eukaryota; Fungi; Ascomycota; Saccharomycetes; Saccharomycetales; Saccharomycetaceae. Gene Ontology annotation, biological process: ubiquitin-dependent protein catabolic process; protein deubiquitination.
AUGAGUACCCAGCGUUCUGUCAUACCUCUAGAAUCUAACCCUGAGGUGUUUACUCAAUUUGCGCACAAUUUGGGCCUAGAUGAAUCGCAUGAAUUCGUUGAUAUAUACUCACUUACUGAUCCAGAUCUGUUGGGAUUCGUUCCUAGACCAGUGAAAGCCCUUAUUCUACUUUUCCCUCUGAAUGAAGUCUUCGAGUCAGAAAAGAAUUUACGUACUGAUGACAACACUGAGUUGAAGACCAAUGACGGAAAUCAACCAGUCUGGUUCAAACAGACUAUUAGAAACGCCUGCGGAUUAUACGGCAUACUUCACUCCCUAGCUAACAACGAUGAGCUCCUGAAAACUGAUUCUCCUCUGCUGAAUUUCCUUAAAUCGAACCAAAGGGACAAUGGACAGUAUGCGGAUGAGAUAACGGACGAUUUCGUCGUUUCACUGAGCGAAGAUAAUGCAGAGAGAUUCCGUCAAGGUCAAACACAGGCUCCAGAAAAUGGUGAGGUUGAUCUACACUUCAUUACCUUUGUCGAGCAUAACGGUAAAAUUUACGAGCUGGAUGGUAGAAGACCUACUGGCGCUAAGCUUCUAGGUGUCACACAGGACAAGGAUCUUUUGGGACAAAGCUUGGUUUCCGAUAGAGUACAGUGGUACAUGGACAAUGCCGAUGAGGAGAGCAAACUCAAUUUUUCUCUUCUAGGACUCGCUCAGCCCUGGAAUUAG